Molecule: messenger RNA, 1625 nt
Organism: Cydia amplana
Lineage: Eukaryota; Metazoa; Arthropoda; Insecta; Lepidoptera; Tortricidae
Product: transcription termination factor 5, mitochondrial-like
Exons: 1
Coding region: 38-1624 (528 amino acids)
Biological process (GO): regulation of DNA-templated transcription; termination of mitochondrial transcription
Cellular component (GO): mitochondrial matrix
Molecular function (GO): double-stranded DNA binding
Source: RefSeq, a predicted model, not a curated record
CAUUAUGAAGAUGGAUAUUAUGUAAGAAUUAAAUUUAAUGAUUAUUCAGAAAUUGUACAAAUUGGGUCUCCUUUAUUGGAGGCCCCACUCGAACCGAUAUUUUUCGGCCGUAAGUAAUAUCGGCUCUUCCAAUCUAUGUCGAUACUUUGGUAUCACCCAAGAACAAGCAGAAUAUAUAUGUUUAAAACAACCGUACGUAAACAAAUUAGAUGAAUCUACCCUGAAGUGCCUAGUUGACACAGUACGUGAUCUGGGAUUUACAAGAAAAGUUUUAAUUAAGGAUCCACUGUUGUUCAGUUUAUUGCCUAUCACAAUGAAAUUUCGACAUAAAGUUUUGGAUGAAUGUGGAUUUGAAAACAUAACACCAAAACACAUAUUGACAUAUUUGCAAUUAAUUAAACAGAAAACGAUAGGACAACUAAGGAAAUCUGGUGAGCUACCAACUAUGUUGAAUGUAGAAAAUAGAUUAGCAAGUUAUAUGACACAAUGGCCUACAUCGCUGACUACCUUAAUAUACGGAGACAUUAAUGAAACAACAAUGUAUACUUUAAGACUGAAAAUAUUACAAAGGUAUCUAGAAUUAAUGCUAGAUUUAACUGAAGAUGAAUUCCAAAGGGGUUUAAAAACUUACCCAACAAUUAAGCAUCGGCCAUUAGAAAUUAUUAAUGAGACACUCAAUAUACUGCAGUCAGUGGUCAAGAUACCUGAUAAGAAAAUCAAAGCUAAUUUGUAUCUUGUCCAUGUUGAUACUGAAAACUUAAAGAAAAUAAUAUACAAGUUUCAAUCUAUAGGUGGGAUUGAUAUAAAAGAAAUUUUGAGACUUCAUCCUAAAUUAGCUACCAAGAAAUAUGAGGUGAUGGUAGAAACAAGGAACAUUUUGCAGGAAUAUGGCAUCACGGAUGAGGCCCAGAGAAGGUGUUUCGAUAUAUACACCCUGAGUCCAGAUACCGUAAAAACAAGACUCGAAGAAGCUAAGUCAAUUCCUGAGUUUCAAGCAUUCUUGAACCAUCCUAGAUUUCUUAAAAUGAUACACUACAAAAAUACAGCAAUGCACAGAUUGAGAAGCUUGUAUAACAAUAAAAAAAAAUGCUUGAGUCUUAAUAUUCUUUCAGGGAGCUCAGUUCAAUAUGAGACCUUUGAAAGAGCCCCUGGAGAUAGGCUGGGCAAGGGGAAGGAUCUAGUAUUCUGCAUCUCACAAUCUCUUGGAGAUAUGUACAGUUCUACUCAAAUAAGGAAUAUGGUCAAGAGACAUCCAUUCUGGAUCAAUGUGCCUCUGGUGCAAGUUAAAUUUGUGUAUCAACAGCUUUCCAGGAAGUUUGAUGUUCAAGAUAUUUAUGAAAACUGUCCCAUUUUGUUAUAUCCCUGGACUAAAAUAAAGCAAGUGCUUGAUAUAAUGGAGGCAAAACAAAAACCUGCAGAACCAUUGUACAGCAUUGAACUACUCGACUUGACAAAAUUAGAGAAAUCCCAAAUGUUGAGUUUGGUUUUAUAUUAUUUAGAAAAGAAUCACUACUUUUCAGGUAAUGGUGUCUGGACUGAAGAAAAAUGUAAGAAUAUUGAAAUGUCAAAUUACCAAGAUGUAAGAAAUGAUCAUGAUCAGAUUGUAAAUACAACGUUGAAGUAAA